Harmonia axyridis is the source of this 5681-nucleotide messenger RNA. RefSeq lists its product as uncharacterized. The record is from RefSeq and is a predicted model, not a curated record. Gene Ontology annotation, molecular function: guanyl-nucleotide exchange factor activity. NCBI's taxonomy places the organism in Eukaryota, Metazoa, Arthropoda, Insecta, Coleoptera, Coccinellidae. The transcript has 22 exons. The coding region runs from base 351 to 5210 and encodes 1619 amino acids.
GCAGUCAACUGUUCCGCGCGAAGCUUACCGGUCGAAAGUGAGCAGAGUUUAUGGUGUUAUUGUUCGGCAAGAAAACUAAUGAGACUCUCGCUGGAGUUUUUAAGGACAUUUCCGCGCCGAGAAAUUAUCGCUUUUGGAAAUUUCGCAACGUCGAAAACCACAAUUUAGCAAUUUACUCUGUGUUCAAUAAAUCGAUCAUAAUGAUAAUAUAUGUGCACGUCACUAGAACCUUGUGGAUAUAUUUCUGCUAAUUGCAAGAGUAAAUAGAAAAAAGUGGACGGUAUAGUGUUUCAAUUUGACUCUGUCAUAACGUUUAAUUGAGUGAUCUGGACCUUGUGACUGUGACCAUUAUGGAUUAUGUCAUUUGGAGAGUAUUGAUGAAAAAAUACUCGAAAGUUAGACUUGGGUUGUACAAGUCUUUGGUAACUCCAGUCGGUCGUCCAGCUAUAACAUACGAUAACCAGUCUUGGAAAGAGAAGCCCGAAAAAGACACCGAAGAAUCAGAAGAUUCAUCCAGCAAAUCAUCGGACUCCAAAAAGAGUAAAGCUAAACGCGUUAAGAACUUUCUGAAGAGUAAAUACAAGACUGCCAUCGGAUCCAAAUCCAACGGCUCGGGCCAAAGCCAAUCCGGUGAUUCCGCGUCGUGGUAUUUGGAAAAGAUCACUGUUCAAAGUGAAGUGAGCGAACUUAACGAAGUGUUCGAAGAGGCUUGCGAAUCGUUGGAAGUAUUCGAUUCCUGCGAACAGUACCGGGUAGCUAAUGUUAUUUUGAUCAAAAACCCCGCAGAAAAUGCUGAAAAGAAAAGUGAAUCGCUUGGAGAUGAAGCUACUUCUGUUGGGGAUGAAGACCGUUGUGUUGUCGAUACUGAAUCUGGAGUUACCUCACCUUUCUUGACAGAGACGCAAGAAGAGAUAGAGGGUAACGCUGAUGAGGAAGGCAUUGAGGAUAUAGUCGAGGAUAUGAAGAGGGCAAAAAGAGACGUGGCCGGCCUGGUUGACAGAUAUUUUAGGGGCUUGUACAAGAAUUACGAGCGAUCGAAGAAAUCUCUGAUCAGACAGGCGAGGGAUCUUCUCGUGUGCGAAUACUACGGCAGCCUGGAAAGAUUCGAGAACGAGUUUUGUGUACAGGCAGCUAAGCUCCUUCAGUUUCUUAAGGAUAAAUCAACGGCCGGAAUUUCACCCAAAGGAUGGCCACUAUGUAUCGGCGCUUCCGGAAUUGUGAUCCAUCUGAGUCCUUUGGACCCCGCCGUUGUGAGAAAUAAGGACUGUUAUCUCAGUCUGAAAACCAGAAGCCUUCCAGGUCUGGAGGUUGCACUGGUGUGGCGCAAAAACCACGAGCUGCACUUCCACACCAUAGCCGAAUUCCGGAACCCUCUGGACAGCUUAGAUGACAUCAUGUGCUCAAAUAUCGAGUCGGUUGCCGACCUUGAGAUUUCUUCCUACGACGACUAUGAUGGCACUGAACUUCCUGAGCUUCUUCAGAAUCUCCUAGUCUCCGUGGAACAUGCGAUCAAGAGGAUACCUCUUGACGACCUCAGCUUUCCCUGUUCGCAUUGUCAUGAGUACAUUCCUCUAGACAAGAAUGAUGACCCCUCGCCUGAUUGUGCCUGUCAGUGUUCGUGUAAUAUUGCACCAACACCGACGCCGUUGGUUUCUAAAAAGGAAAUAUCCAUACAAACGAGUCCCAUGUUCGAAUUUGCAGGAUCGAUACCACACAUCGAUAGUGAUGCGGAGGACGAUAAGGAAUCGAUAAGAUCAGGAUGUCCCAGCAAACGACAUGAGGUAGCACGACCCAAACGUAUAGCAGAUCUUCCCGAGAAACUCCUGCUAUCAGGGAUCUACCUUCCUGGUACCACCGACGUCGAUGGCAGGCCGAUUGUCCUUUGCUAUGCUCAAAAUGUAUCUUCCGCUGGACUGAACAAAUAUGAAAUUGCCAAAUUGCUGCUGUAUUAUUCGUCAUUAUCUACAACCGACUUAUCCCUCAACAGUUUCACCGUACUUAUAAUUGUUGAAAAUGAAGAGGACUUCAAAAUCCUUCAACUUUUGGACAAAUCAGUGUGCCUCAUCGAAAAUCACAUCCACAUCUCCAGGUAUAUUGUUUGGAGUCCCAAGAACAACACUGCCGAAGAAAAGACUGUUACAAACAGAAUUCAGACUGUCACCGUCACCGAUGCUCCAACAUUAAAGAAAUAUAUCAAAAAUAUUCAUCUUCCGAGGAUAUGCGGAGGGGAAAGCCAACACGAUCAAGUCGCUUGGGUUGCUUACUUUCAAGAACUUGAACCAUUUUUGGGGAACUGUAAAUCUACAGGUCGAAGUCUACUAUCUACAUUAUCGAAAUUAAGGAGUGAAGAAGUGCCUAGCCAAAUAACAAGAAAGUUUCUCAACCACCAGUGCAGACAAAUUUCGAAGGCACUUCAAAUGGACUGCCUGAAGGAACUGCGGGCUAACGGGUCCAAAAUAUUGGCACACCUGGACGAGCAGGCUGAAAAACUACCAGAUAGCGCUGAUGUUCAAAGGAAGACGAAGUUCGCUCGUGUCUCUUUCGACGCUGUGAUUCAAGUGGCCGAAAGAUUGGAAAAGUUGGAAAGGGAGAGAAGUGAAAGGCUGAAGGAACUUGCUAAAUUCAGGACGUUCCAAAAAGAGGUUUCUGAGUUGAUAACAUGGACCAGACAAGUUGCAGAUGAAACAUUGAACAACUUAGUUUUGUUAUUACGCUCUUCUACAGACUCUGCUAGUGUUAAGGAAGUGACAUUGGAUUUCGAGAAAUUUUUCUUCGGUGCAUGGCACCAAGUGGAGAAGGCCCAGGACUUUGUAGAAGAGUGCAAAUCUCUCAGUGAAGUCAAGGGCGAGGACAUUCGAGAACUAGCCAACAGUCUCAACAUCCAGAUGAAGGUGUUCAGAGAACGUUUGGAAGAAACAAGGGUUCAAUUAGAAAACAGUUCUCGGUGUUUCCUUCUCCUAGAAUCUUGCCAUGAUAUCCUCGAGGAUGAUAACAAGGAACAAGAAGAGUUCAUCAAAUUGGCACUUCGUUCAGGCAACACCAAAUUACAGGAGUUGUGCAAGGACGCAGAGAAGAACAAGAACCUCACAUCGAUACCUCCCGAUAAAGGAAAGGAGGGCUGUAACCAAGAUGGAGGACUGUUCCGCAGGUCACCAAAUGCCACAAGCACCCCUACAAAAACACCAAAAUCGCAGAUACGAAGGAGAUCGAUAAGUUCCCACGCCUACAUCUACCACUGCAGUCACCACGCAGCAGGAGAAAUCUGCACCUGCGACGAAUCGGACACAGAAAGCUCCUCUUUAUCGUACAGAUUGAAAAAAAGGUAUCUCCUCACGUUGCAAGGUGGCUGCAGUUGCAAGGGCAAAGAUACCCUCGAAAGGAAGAACAGCGCCACCUUGGACGGUAUUAAAGAGGAGAGAGAAAGCGUGGAAAACCUCUUGGAGAAGAUAGACACUAGUCAUAAUGGCUGCAAAAGGUGCGAUAGUGGAGUCUCGACAGGUGAUAAUUCUAUAGGGGAAGAGAGUGUGGCCUACAAUAAGAAAAAACUGCAACGUACGUGCUCAUGUCAGUACUGCAGAGGGUCCUGCGUGAUGUGCAGUGGUAACAGCAACAGCUCCAGUGCUGAUUCGAACCAAGACAACACGGAGAGUCAGCAGGAUAGUAUGAUGGAGGACAGUGGUUUCGUCAAGAGUGAUGACAUUGAAGAUGACCCAUAUCUUGAGGAAAAACGAACAGUUUCCCCAAUAACAGCAAAUAAACAUCUGUAUUGCCAUGCUUCCAACCUCGAUUUACCUUCGGAUUCUACUUAUAGCAACAUGGACCCAAAAACGCAAAAAACUUUAAAAUAUAUAAUCAAGGAGAUGAUAGAGACUGAAAGGGAUUACGUCAAAUCGCUGGAUUAUGUUAUUGUAAAUUAUAUACCAGAAAUUUCGAGAGAAGACAUACCACAAGCACUCAGGGGCCAGAGAAAUAUCGUUUUUGGAAACAUAGAGAAGAUAUUCGAGUUUCAUAGUCAGCAUUUCCUGACCGAAUUGGAAGAAUGUGAGAACAACCCAUUGCAAGUUGGUCAGAUAUUUUUGAAACACGACAAAAAGUUCUACCUUUACGCCCUCUAUAAUAAGAACAAACCAAAGUCAGAUACGAUCAUGUCUGAAUAUGGCACAAUUUUUUUCAAGAGCAAACAAAUCGAACUUGAUGAUAAAAUGGACCUAGCAAGCUACUUGUUGAAACCGGUUCAAAGAAUGGGAAAAUAUGCGCUUCUGCUUCAACAGAUGAUGAAGGCUUGUAUGCCUCCUCCAUCUGAUGCACCUGAACGUGUCAUCCAAGAUUUCGACGAUUUGAGGUUGGCUGAGGAGAUGGUGAGGUUUCAGUUGAGGCAUGGGAAUGAUCUGCUUGCCAUGGAUUCUAUAAGGGAAUGUGAUGUCAACUUGAAGGAACAAGGGAGACUAUUGAGGCAGAACGAAUUUAUUGUGUGGGAGGGAAGAAAUGGUAAAAAAUCCCUCCGCCAAGUAUUCUUAUUCGAAGAUCUUAUACUAUUCAGUAAGGCGAAGAGAUUUCCUGAUAAUAAGAACCUAGAUCUAUAUUAUUACAAAAAUAGCAUCAAAAUGACAGACAUAGGUUUGACUCCGAAAGUGAAUGACAGUUUAACGAAGUUUGAAAUUUGGUUCAGAAAACGAAAACCGAACGAUACUUUUACAUUGCAAGCGAUGACUCAGGAGGUGAAGAAAUCAUGGACUGAAGAAUUGUCUCAAUUGUUGUGGAAACAAGCCAUAAGAAAUAGAGCUGCGAGAAUGGCAGAAAUGUCAUCAAUGGGAAUUGGAAACAAACCUUGUCUUGAUAUCAAGCCCAGUGCUGACCAAAUAAGUCACCGUUCCAUCAGCAUUGCACAACUGAGUAGGAGUAAGGGUGCACCUAGAUUCAGGAAUUCUAUAGCGGGACCAAGUCCGGAGAGUUGUAGGACAAUGAAGAGACCAAACUCUGUUAUAUCAAUGUCUAGCGUUUCGUCGGGAAGUACCAGUUCAGGAGCUUCUGGUAGUGGACGUUUAUUGACCACCUCUAUAAGUUGUGAUUCUGCUUGCGACAGUCCGAAACCGUAUCACAGAUCUGCCACACUGAAUAGCCAAUGUUCUGUGGAGAGUGGCAUCAUUGCAGAUAUGUCGAUUGGUUCAGAUGAUGGGCGCGAUCAGCAACACAUUUCUUCAGUUCUCUAGAUAAAAAUCACGCAAAAUUCAGUUAUAAGUAUUUGACUGUUUUAAGUCAAAAAAUUUUAUAUGUGCCAGAUUAUUUACCAUUUUAAUUUGUAAGUUUUAUUUCAUAAUAGAGUAAGAUUUUAUAAUUCGCAAAAUUAUAUUAACGAAAUAUCUUGUAAAUGUUUUCUAGAAGUAGGAUAUAAUUUAUUCUCUAUUUUAUGAUAUUAAAGUUUUCAACUAACACCAAAUAUUGUAACAGCUUUUUAUAAAAUAGAAUUCAAUGUUCUGAAUAAUUAAGUUAUGAUACUGAAACCUAUUUUUCGAAUUUCAUAAGCAUUAUCGUCAAUAGAUAUCAGGGAGGCAAGCCAUUUGCUAAAUCAUUUACAAAAUAAUAAUGAAAUCGGAAACAGUUUUUAUUUCUUUUUGGAAGCAAUUCAACAUCAUGAGAAUAUAAAUUUAUAUAAGUCAUCAAUAAAGUAUAUUAAACAAAAA